This is a messenger RNA of Cannabis sativa, 691 nucleotides long. RefSeq lists its product as uncharacterized. Bases 136 to 525 code for a protein of 129 amino acids. The record is from RefSeq and is a predicted model, not a curated record. NCBI's taxonomy places the organism in Eukaryota, Viridiplantae, Streptophyta, Magnoliopsida, Rosales, Cannabaceae. The transcript is spliced from 2 exons.
AUUCAUCCCUAUAUAUACAUAUAUAUACACACACAUUAUACUACAGAUGUAUUGAAAACACACUCAACCUUAAGCUCUUCAAAGUUGAGUUGACUUGAGUUGGGUUUCUCUCUUUUCUGUAUGAAUAUUUUCUAGAUGAGACCACCUCGUCCUGAUGGGCCUAGGCCUGGAUCUGGGCCUGGGCUUGGACCUCCGCCGGGUUUUCUUGGUGGCCUUUUCAAUGGCUUGUACAACACCAUAUCUUCUUGUGUCUACGUGUUAUGCUGUUGCUGGUUGAUACAAGAUUGCUUUGGUGGUCCACUUGGGCCUCCAGAAGGCCCAACAGCUCCUCCUCCCGGGCCAGCUUGGCCAACUCCUCGAACACCUGGCCCACCUUCGCCUCCUCCUCCUGAGCCUCCGGGACCUCCUUUCGACCCAGUUCCCCCACCUGGACCUUCUUUCGGCCCACCAGGUCCUUUUGGGCCUCCAGGAGGUCCACCAGGCCCUUUUGGGCCUUCAGGAGGCCCACCAAACCCGCCACCAUGACUAUAAUGUUAUUACUGUAAUUAAUAAAGAUUUUUCAACCUACCAUUGUUGCUAUUGUUCAUUCACGCUUUAAUAUCCAAACCGAGUAAGUGGGAUUAGUAGUAGUUGAUAAAGAGUAGUUCUUUAUAAUUGUCAAAAGUCUGCAAUAAACAAAUAUUUGAUAUUA